AUGACCGGAGAUGCUCAUAUCGCGGAGGGACAGUCGCUCUCAGCAGAAGAGCGGCCGGAUGUGCCACUCGGGGCCAUUGUUGGCAUAACGCUUGGGUCAGCACUUUUCCUCUUUUUAGUCCUUGGCUUCGGCCUCGUCUGGCUUGGAAAGAGAAGGGCUGCGAAGCAUCGCAAUUCUUUUCAGGCCCGGGGACUGGUUUUAGAAGAGGACGUGGACGAGGAACGAGUGGGAAGCCCGAACAAGCUGCGAAAGCGCGACAUGCCCGAGAACAUGAUGGGUGAUCGUUCGCCAUCACCGAUCCAGAGAAUACCACUACCAGUUCUUCCACCCAUCACUUCGCGCCGGGCUUCAUUCAACAACUUUUUCGGCGGUAUGGGUGUUGGGAGCAAAAGGGUAGCUGGUGACGCAGGAGGCAGUCCAAGGAGGCGAAACUCGAACUGGAUAGACGAGGAUGCCAUCCACGGACCAAAAGUCAAGAAGCACAAGGACACCAGCGGGAAGAAAUUGAUACGGGACUCUUGGCCUCUCAAAGCCAUGGUGCCGACGUUGCCCAAGCUGCAUCACCACACGGGAAGCCAUCACAGCCAGCAGGGCGAGCACUUGUUUGUCGAGAACGGCGCGGGGAGGAGCCUACCACAACCCCAUCGCCCGCUUGGGCAUGAAAAGCAACGACAAGAAGGCCAGGACUCGCCUUCACGACAGAAAAACUACUACGAAGAUUGUAAUCGCGACGGGCACCAUAGACGGCAGUCGACGGCCAGAGGACGACAGUCAUCUACCGACUCGACUCUAUCGCAAAUCUUGGCCAAGACGGAAAUGCGUCUCGAGCAAGGAACCAUCACGGGCGUUGCACGAAGGAACCGGGCGGCUGCAUCGCCAGUCAAGAGGUGGAACACCGGCACUAGCAGGAGCAUGGAAAGCAUUAGCAAGCGCGGCCUGACAGGGGGUGACGAUGAUGGCCAUGACGACAGGGGCCGGCCGAAAGACGACCGCAGCCGAACACCAAGUCCAACAAAGUCUGGCAAGUCGCAGCCGUCUACACCUUACCAUACUCACGACCGCAAGGUUUCCGUUUCGUCUGACAUAUCAGAGCCAGAGAGCAUGUACAACCUCGCUGCAGUCGCUGAUGCGGACGAUGCGGAUGCCAUGGCAGGUCUACCCAGGGGUCUCUCAAGCCCCAGCAGGAGUCCAUCCCGUCAAGAAAUUCGACCUCAGCUAUCCUCUCCGCCAAGUAGCAUUUCAUCAUCGUUGUCUACAGUAUACAGCGAGGACGAGAGCAACAACAAUGAUAAUGACAACAUUACCCAGAUCACCAGCCACCCGUCAACCAGCAUUUCUGACAACGUAAACCAGACUGCGACUUCAGACCCUUUCUCAUCGGACGACUACAGCUCAAAAGCCAGCCAGAUAAUCUCAUGCAGUCCAGAAAAGCUACGGGUUGGGAAUGCACGAGUGGCUUCCGUUGGGCCGCCGAAGCUAGUGCUCAACCGACCACCAAAACUCCGAUCACCAAGCUCCUCGUCGAUUGAUCCACGCGAUGGCGGCAUGCCUCUGUCGACCAUCUCACCUAAUGGAAGCCCCAGACCCAGGACAUUCAGUGGUCAAUCACACAAGGAAUCGUCCCUGGAAAAUAGAGACGCCACACCAACACGCCAUAGAAACAGCAUUUUCCCAGCACCUACACUUUGGCAAGUUUCUCCUGUUAGCAGUGAUGAAGACGAAGCUGCCACGCCGCCAAAGCCAACUGUGGUGAUCACUAGCCCAAGCACCAUGAACUCCAGGCAGUCGCACUUCAGCCCAGGCAUGUUCAGCGAUAGGGACUUUGACAGCCCUUCGGCAGGCCGUGUCAAAGUUGUUCCACCUCCUAUGGACCUCAGAAUCGAGAACCUCGACAGGACGUGGUCGCCAACGCUUGGUUUCGAAGAGGAUGACUACGUUUCCAUCGUCACACCAAGUCCCCUGCCCAGCCCGAGCAUCCCCUCUUCAUCACAAGUCACUAGACCACCCGCCGAAGACUCCGCAUCUGAGAUGCAUGGACAGAGGGGUAACCGAACCCUCUCAACCGCCUCUUCGAUAUACUCACAGUAUACAGACGUCGUAAAUCUCGACAGGUUCGUUCCACAGUACCAGCCAGCCCAGCCACCGCUUCCAGAGGUUGUUGUCAUUCGGGAACGGAGUCCAUUCGAGGGAAAGGAUACGGUCAAGGUUAAAAAACGACGUGUUGAGCCAUCGCAACUUAGCGCUCGCAUGCCUGCCCGAUCAAGUACCCUGUUGAGCGAGCAAGCUGCCAGCCCUGCGUGCGGAAACAGAAAGUUCCUCAUGACAGGUGCCAUUGCGGAGCUUAGGCGGAUGAACAGCCAAGUGAGCUCGUACAGCAACUCGUCAUCGCAGCCAUCGACCGCGACCAAUAAUGGUCCUGUAAGCCCAACGCUGCCUCAACUGAGGGGUGGAGGCUUCAGUCCGUCGUCAAAAUCGGUCGGGUCGAGAAACUACUUGUCACUGGGGGAAGCCGUAGGCGGUGGUGAAGAAACAGAGGAGGCACCGCAGAAUCCGCAGCUAUCAUCACCACCACACUCGCCACCCAGUAGCAUAGUAACACCGCAUGGAUGUGCCAUGUCAAUCUGGGGUGGUUGCGAGGACCGGCAGUCGUCUUGCUCCCCGCCGGCCCAACGGUUGUCGGUCGAGGACAUGGACGACCAGCUGAUGCAGCUCAAGAUGCCCAAGUUAGAUUUUGACAGGUUCUCGGGCAGCUUCCGGGCAGCAAUUUCUGGGCGCUUCAUCAACGACUUUGGCAGACUCGAGAAGCGUAGCAGCGGACACGAGGGUACGGGCACACCCCUCUCCAGGUUUCCCGUCGGAUAUCAGCGCAACAUAUACGCAAGAAGUGCGAAUAUUGCGGCCAUGGAAGGGGCUGAUGUUAGUCCCGACCGGAGAAGUGUUGAUAGUCUAGGGUUAUAUGACCAGGACGGGUUUCUUAUUGCGUCUCCGGACCGAGCUCGCAUUCCGGCUCCCGGGAGGACUCAAGGGCUGAGGAUAUAA
Messenger RNA from Pyricularia grisea, 3039 nucleotides. RefSeq lists its product as uncharacterized. Lineage: Eukaryota; Fungi; Ascomycota; Sordariomycetes; Magnaporthales; Pyriculariaceae. Bases 1 to 3039 code for a protein of 1012 amino acids. The transcript has a single exon. The record is from RefSeq and is a predicted model, not a curated record.